Nanorana parkeri is the source of this 1194-nucleotide messenger RNA. Its product is annotated as rab proteins geranylgeranyltransferase component A 1-like. Gene Ontology annotation, biological process: small GTPase-mediated signal transduction; protein geranylgeranylation; intracellular protein transport. The record is from RefSeq and is a predicted model, not a curated record. Gene Ontology annotation, cellular component: Rab-protein geranylgeranyltransferase complex; nucleus; cytoplasm. The transcript is spliced from 8 exons. Lineage: Eukaryota; Metazoa; Chordata; Amphibia; Anura; Dicroglossidae. Bases 56 to 1186 code for a protein of 376 amino acids. Gene Ontology annotation, molecular function: GDP-dissociation inhibitor activity.
CGCUGACGCUGCGCAUCCGCCCGUAGCAGUCACAUGAUCAGAGCCAGCUGUCAAGAUGGCGGCGGACCUGCCUGAUGAGUUCGAUGUGGUCAUCCUGGGCACAGGUCUGCCGGAGUCCAUUGUAGCGUCCGCCUGCUCCAGAGUAGGACAGCGGGUCCUCCAUCUUGAUGCGAGGAAUUAUUAUGGUGGGAACUGGGCCAGUUUCACAUUUUCAGGUUUACAGUCCUGGAUUGAUGAGUACAAGAACAGGGACGCCGCCGCUGAAGAGCCCGUGACAAGUAGGGAACACGUUCUGGAAAACGAAGGGAUCGUUCCACUGAACCGGAGGGACGCCACUAUCCAGAACCUUGAAGUUUUCUCCUAUUCCGAAAGUGAAGACUCUGACCUCGUGGAGGAAGUCGGUGCACUCCGUAUAAAGCCGGAACUCCUGAACACAAACCCUACAGAUGGCGACCGACCUUUGCCGGGUAGCCCCGCCUCUGAGGAGCCUGUGCCCCAAGAGCUGCGGGAUCCGGGGCCUGAAAGCGCCGGACACCAGGACAUGUCCAGUGAAAGCGAUCAAAUCCCCAGUGCCGACAUCACACCGACUUCAGAGAGCGGCGGCACUCCAGACACAGAACCGAACACCGCCAAAGUCUGCCCAACAGAGUCCAAGAAAAGCAUUACCUGCUCGGAUAUUGCGAGAGAAGGACGGAGGUUCAACAUUGAUCUCGUUUCAAAGUUGCUAUACUCUCGGGGACCGCUCAUCGAUCUUCUCAUCAAAUCCAACGUGAGCCGCUACACAGAGUUCAAGAAUGUCACCCGAAUCCUCACCUAUCACGGUGGAGAGAUCGAGCAGGUGCCUUGUUCACGAGCGGACGUUUUCUCCAGCAAGCAGUUGUCUAUGAUAGAGAAGAGGACACUCAUGAAGUUUCUGACCUUCUGCGCCGACUACGACCAGCACAUAGAGGAAUAUCAAGAUCACAAGGAUUCCACCUUUGCGGAGUUUCUGCAGUCCAAGCGCUUAGCGCCCGGUUUGCAGCACUUCGUCCUCUGCUCCAUCGCAAUGGUUUCCCAAGCCGCCGGCACGGUAGACGGGUUGAAGGCGACGCAGCAUUUCUUGCGAUGUCUCGGUCGCUACGGCAACACUCCCUUCCUGUUCCACAUGUACGGCUUGGGAGAGAUUCCGCAGUGCUUCUGCAGGUGAGAGCGCCU